Acipenser ruthenus (sterlet) is the source of this 3898-nucleotide messenger RNA. Its product is annotated as butyrophilin subfamily 1 member A1-like. The transcript is spliced from 13 exons. Bases 1607 to 3625 code for a protein of 672 amino acids. Lineage: Eukaryota; Metazoa; Chordata; Actinopteri; Acipenseriformes; Acipenseridae. Gene Ontology annotation, molecular function: protein binding. The record is from RefSeq and is a predicted model, not a curated record.
CAGCUUAUUAAUAUUGCAAUUCUAAACCUCUAGUGGAAGAGGCUUGUAAACUGCAGUGUAGUGAACCAGCUUAUUAAUAUUGUAAUUCUAAACCUCUAGUGCAAAGGUGCACAACUAAACUUUUAUCAUGGGCCGCAUAUCCAGAAAACUAGUUUAACCUAAUGUGUGUAGCGGUCUGCACAUUACCAAAGAAUAAUCUGAGUUUAACCCCUUAGCUGCAAUAUACAUAGGCAUAUUUUGGUUCAUUUUGUUUCGUACUGCACGAUACACAUCACAAACAAAAUAUACAAAACAAUUAAACACAAAGCAUUAAUGUCGUAUUGUUAUACCAUAUACACACGCAUUGCACAACAAUACUGUGUGGUCCAGUGGUUAAAGAAAAGGGCUUGUAACCAGGAGGUCCCCGGUUCAAAUCCCACCUCAGCCACUGACUCAUUGUGUGACCCUGAGCAAGUCACUUAACCUCCUUGUGCUCCGUCUUUCGGGUGAGAUGUAGUUGUAAGUGACUCUGCAGCUGAUGCAUAGUUCACACACCCUAGUCUCUGUAAGUCGCCUUGGAUAAAGGUGUCUGCUAAAUAAAUAAUAAUAAUAAUAAUACAAAGCACAUUAAAUAUCUACUUGCUGAAGCGGUUUUUAUUUUAGCCGACAAGUUGUUCAGUUGCAAUAAUAUUAUUAAUUGUUUAAGGGCUGGACAAGAUCUUCCAUGUGUGCAGAUCGGCUGUGUGGUCUUGCCCUGCUUUGCUGUCACAGAGAUGAGAUUGAUCUCUCCACGACAGACAUGUUGCAGAAAUGUGAUGACAAUGCUCACAGGAAGAUUGGCAAACUACUUUAAAAUGAGCUACACGUGAUGUUGUGUAAACAAGCCAAUCGGAGCAGUGCAUUUCCUGAAUGAGAACACGUAUAUUCCUGUAUAUCGCUGCUGUCACAGCCCUGUACAAAACCACACAGUCCGUAUUAUAUUGCAGAGUCAGAACCGCAGUACUCACAAGUCUAUAAUAGUGUAGUAUUUAGAAAAAAAACAAAAAAAAAAACAAACUGUUAACUAACCGUUUGUAUUUAAACAAACUGCAUAUAACAAUCUGCUGAUAUCCUCUCUGUGUCGUUAUAAACCUCGGGGGGAGAGGGUGGGCGCGGCGCAGGUCUCGGCUGUGCUUGCAGAUUAUUCUUGGCUAGCUCCGUCCUGACUCAGUUAUGAACGAUGUUGCAAUUCGGGGAGGAGUUCAGUUGUUUGGUUCCUGUCAGCGCACAUUCUCAGAGAGGAAGUUGAUUUCUAGCUGCGCAGUGCGGUCGAGUGGACAAAACAACGAGGAAGUUGGUCGUUGGUACUGUAACAAACACACACAACGCAGACUUCAGUCAGGAAGGAGGUGUAGCGGAGCAGAGUGAGUGUUAUAGGAGCUGAACCCAGGUCCGGUUAUAACGACUGAGCUCGUCUCCUAGAUCCUGCGCUGGGCUGAAGUUGGUCAUUGGUACUGUAACAAACACACACAACGCAGACUUCAGUCAGGAAGGAGGUGUAGCGGAGCAGAGUGAGUGUUAUAGGAGUUGAACCCAGGUCCGGUUAUAACCACUGAGCUCGUCUCCUGGAUCCUGCGCUGGGCUGGAAAUGAAGAUGGGAUUCCUGGGGAGGACCUGUCUCAUUGUCUUGAGUUUGCUAAAAGCUGUUUCUACACAAGAUGCAUGGCGUGUCGUUGGCUCUGAUCAGCCUGUCAUUGCUGAGCCUGGUGAUGAUGUCAUCCUGCCCUGUCACAUUUCACCCAGAGUCAGUGCUGUGGACAUGGAAGUGAGGUGGUACAGGGACAGAUUCGACACGCCUGUUCAUUUAUAUGUAAACAAAAAGGAUCAGCCAGGAACACAGGACAGUGCUUACCGGGGUCGCACUGCUCUCCGUCCCUCUGCACUGCAGACAGGCGAUAUCUCUCUGCAUCUGAGAAACCUCCAGCCCUCUGAUAGAGGCGUCUAUACCUGCUUAGCUGAUAAUCAUGAUGAAGAAGGGCUUACUGAACUGAUAGUUACAGCUCUGGGGACCCAGCCCUCAAUCUCUAUGGACUCUACACAAGGAGAGCAGACCCGGCUGGUGUGCAGAUCAGAGGGGUGGAGCCCUGAACCUGAAGUGAUCUGGAGAGACAGGGAUGGAAACGAUGUGACAUCACUGUCCAACACAACAGUGCAGAGGGACAGGCAGGGGCUCCUCAGUGUCAGCAGCUACAUCAAAAUCAAACAGCAGUCCAACGUGUUCUCCUGUCUGGUUAGAAGUAAAAUACCCAAACCAGACUGGGAAUCCAAACUCCACAUAUCCAGGGAUUUUUUCCCAGGAGUCUCUGGAUGGAUGGUGGCUUUCUUCUUGACUUUAGCUCUCAGUAUUGGAGCCAUUCCUCCGCUGGUGAUCCAAUGGAGAAGAAUGGAUGCCAUGGAGAGAAAGGCUGAACUUCUGGCUGCUAAGUGCCUUCGUAAGGAACUUGAGUCUAUGAGCCGCGAGGUCCUUAAAUCAGAAUGGAAGUGGAUCCUCAGCUCAGCAGUUGAUGUGACUCUGGACCCUGAUACAGCACACCACCAGCUCAUCCUGUCUGCGGAGGGGAAACGAGUGAGAGAGGGAGAGACACGGCAGAGUCUCCCUGACAAUCCAGAGAGAUUUGAUUACUGGUGCUGUGUGCUGAGCAGGGAGAGCUUCACCUCGAAGAGACGCUACUGGCAGGUGCAGGUGGGGGGGAAUACAGACUGGAGAUUAGGAGUCAGCAGAGAGUCUGCCCCGAGGAAGGGGGAGUUCAGCAUGACCCCCCAGCAGGGUUACUGGACUGUGAGGUGGUGGAGUGGAGGUGGGUUCACUGCUCUCACUGACCCCCGGACCCCCCUCCCCCUGAGCCUGAAGCCCCAGAAGCUGGGGGUGUAUCUGGAUUAUGAGGAAGGGCAGCUCUCCUUUUACAAUGUGGAGACCAGAUCUCACAUCUACACUUUCACUGACAUGGAGUUCAAUCCCAAUGAGAAACUCUAUCCAUUCUUCUGUACUGAGGACUGGAAUACAGACCUUGUGCUCAAGUCCUGUGAGAAGAUUCUAGACUGGGAAUCGAUUCUUGCUGCACCAGUUGAUGUGACUCUGGACCCUGAUACAGCACACCCCGAGCUCAUCCUGUCUGCGGAGGGGAAACGAGUGAGAUGGGGAGAGACACGGCAGGAUCUCCCUGACAAUCCAGAGAGAUUUGAUCGCUGGCCCUGUGUGCUGGGCAGGGAGAGCUUCACCUCGGGGAGACGCUACUGGCAGGUGCAGGUGGGUGGGAUUACAUGGUGGAGAUUAGGAGUCAGCAGAGAGUCUGCCCAGAGGAAUGGGGAGUACAGCAUGACCCCCCAGCAGGGUUACUGGACUGUGGAGUGGAAUGGAGGUGAGUUCAAUGCUCUCACUGACUACGAGACCCCCCUCCCCCGGAGCCUGAAGCCCCAGAAGCUGGGGAUGUAUCUGGAUUAUGAGGAAGGGCAGCUCUCCUUUUACAAUGUGGAGACCAGAUCUCACAUCUACACUUUCACUGACAUGGAGUUCAAUCCCAAUGAGAAACUCUAUCCACUCUUCUGGACUUGCAGUGAUACAGACCUUGUGCUGGAGUCCCCUGACCCUGUCAACGCUGCAGAUUAAACACACAUUGCUGUCUGAACCAGGAAACUAUUCAAACAGCUCAGACAAUCUCCUCUUCACUUUCACUGACACUCUCUCUGCACUCUUCUGGGCUGAUGAGAAGAAAUCCUCUCUCUUCCACCCUCUUACCCUGAGCCCCUCCUCUUUAUUUCUCUACACCUCCUUUCCUACUCUCCCUUCCUGUCUCCCUCUCUCUUUCCCCUCCACCUCUCCAUCUCCAGAUCCCUCUUUCUCUCCUCUUCUGCUCUCCUCUCUGCCUCCCCUAUGGCUCUC